This is a messenger RNA of Porites lobata, 5102 nucleotides long. The record is from the annotation of a GenBank genome assembly. NCBI's taxonomy places the organism in Eukaryota, Metazoa, Cnidaria, Anthozoa, Scleractinia, Poritidae.
CAGAAAUAUACAGAGGAAAAUAUGGGCGAACCUGAGUGUACCAUCGACAUUUUGGCUAUUUGCGAUGAGUGGAAGCCCUCGAAGGGUGGUUUGUCUGCUUUUAAUAGAGAAUUGGUUAUCAAUUUGGCAAAAGUAUCUGGGGAAAAUGUCAAUAUACAUUGCUACGUGUCCCAAAGCGAUGAUGCGGACAGAGAAGACGCUGAAAAAAAUGGAGUGAACUUGUUGACGGCUAAGAAAAUACCAGGAACGGAAAACCCUCAUGAAUGGCUGAAGUUUCCACCACCAGAAUUACCCAAUAUUGACAUAGUUAUUGGCCAUGGUAGGAAAUUUGGAUUAGCCGCCUGUUUUAUAAAAAAAAUCAUGAAUAAGUUAAAAUUGCCAUGCAAACUGUUGCAGUUUCUGCACGUAUGUUGCCUUGAGCUUGGUAAGUACAAAACGUCGAGAGCGGACGAUACAAUCCAGGAAAACGAAGGAAAGCACAAAGAUGAAGUAGCCCUCUGUGAAGAAGCCGAUGCCGUUGUAUCAGUGGGAACGGCGCUACAGCAGAACUACCAAAGAUUUCUACCAGAUGUCGAAGUACAUGCUUUCACUCCAGGUAUUUUUGACAGUUUUGUGUCGAAUCAGCCUCUCCAGCAGCUACCUUUGGCAGAAGAUGAGGAAUUCUUAUGUCUGGUUUGUGGUCGAGCGUCCAAGGAAGAUCGUUAUCUCAAAGGUUAUGACAUUAUCGCUGAUGCGAUAGGAAAUCUUGGAAAGAAUUUUAAGUUGGUAUUUGUUGGUUCGCCUGCUGGUAAACAAAGAAAACUAGAGAGGUGGUUCCUAAAGGAAACCAAGAUAAAACGCGAGCAACUGACCAUUCGCGGCUAUGUUGACCAAAAGCAGCUGAAAAAACUGAUUCGCACCUCAGACAUGGUUGCACUUCCAUCUCGUACAGAAGGUUUUGGUUUGGUUGCUCUGGAAGCCAUUUCGGCUGAAACUAUUGUUCUUGUAUCAAAACAAGCUGGUAUCUCCCGGGCCCUCCAAACCGUAGAGGGUGGUAGUUCUGUUAUUGUUGAAUCACAUGAUGAUCCUGACGAAUGGGCUAACAGAAUCCGACAACUGUCCAAUCAGACCCUUCAGGAAAGACGUGAAAGAGCUGUUUGUCUUCGCAAAAACUACGCGAAGAAGUACUCUUGGGGAGAAGAAUGCCAGAAACUACUGACCUUGAUUAAAACAUUAGUGAUAAGAGGUAUGUCGGCUUGAAAAGGUUUUAAAAAACUGUCUAAUUUCACCAUAGUUAGUGGUUUCACUAUAUAGAGUCCGGAAUAUCCUUAAAUUUAAGGACAGGGCCAACUGGUCACGCGACACUUUUCAACCAAUGAGAAGGCACGCUUGUGUUUAUCAACAAACAAAUCAAAACAUCGCCCCAGUGAUCAAAAAUUUUCAAAACAACAGACAGAGUUGGACAGAAUCAGUCAUCGUUUCGAGGUUCUCAGGCAUAUUUUUAAGACUUUUCAUGAGGCAUACACAAUUUUUUUAAGUGGAUAGUGUAUCGGAAGUCAUAUUUGAAGUGUCUUGUGAAAUAUUCAGCACAUUUUGUGGCUUAUUCUUCUUUUAUCUUUUAAACAACGCGAUGUAUAGGAGAGAUUUUGGUCGGCUUUCAAGGCAGGUGAACAAGUAUCUGUUGUGUUUUCGAUUCACAGAUUUUUUACGAAGUUCUAGAUAUUUUUCCUCAAUUGCCAUAUCGAUUAACUUUUAUCAUGUUGAAUGUGGGGGUGGAAGACAACCUAGAAUUUUGGUAGACAAUUUUUGAAUUCCGAGGUCCAAAACACGUACGUUUUCCACUCCCGGGUUUCUCACAAAAGCCGUGUUAUUACUUUUUUUCGCAUUAGUAUGAGCCUUUGCCUUUUUUCUUUUCAAGGCCAAAACAACUUUAUUAGUCUUAUGGAUAUUCACAUCCAACAUCUCGCCUCACUUUGCCAAAUUUGCGGGGAUGAAAUUGAAGAUCAUAAGCACAAGGUAGAUACUAACCACUUUGUUUCUGAAAUUCACUGAUCUGGAAAGAUUUAAUGUUGUUGGAUUCUCCAAAUGUUCAUCCGCCGUUAAAAAACAAUAAAAGAAACAAGGCAAAUCUCAAUUGUAAAUGCUGUAUUUCGCUACUCAUUGAACAUGCGCUGAUUAUCUGGGAUAAAAUUAAAACAUUGCAGGUACUACAGCAAGCAAAGAAAGCACCAGAUGUGUGAAGUCAAUAUGAAACAACACAAAAAAACACACCAAAAAAAAUUAAUAAAUUUGAACUACUUUCUAUUCUUGUUAUGAUGACUGGUUCUUUGAUUCUUGUCCUGUAGAAGUUAAUAGGUAGUACCAAUGCUGUUCUGUACGAUCUCGACAAAUUUUCACACUCUCUCUAAGGCUAUUUUUACACGGGAAGAGUUUGCUUCUAUCAAAAAUCUUGCAAGCCAUGCCAGUGAAGCCACGACCUCUGCGAUCGGUCUGGAAUCAGUUCGAAACCCCAAUGAUUCCUUGCAAUGAUUAAUGCUCUUAUUCUCUUACAUAACAUGUUUUCUUUGAAAUAUUAAAUGUGAAACCUAGACGAGUACUGUAAGCAUGGUAUGCUCAUCUUUAAUUCUGUCCAACUCCGUCCAUUGUUUUGAAAAUUUUUGAUCACUGGGGUGAUGUUUUGAUUUGUUUGUUGAUAAACACAAGCACGCCAUCUCAUUGGUUAAAAAGUGGCACGUGACCACUUGGCCCUGUCCUUAAAUUUAGGGAUAUUCCGGACUGUAUAGAUAGUCUCAUCCUUGGGAAACCUGCAAAUUAUAUGACAAUUUUUUUAGAUGGUGCUCUUUAAUGCCUUGCUACCAGAAUUUGAUAUGGAGGCAGUUCCUCUAAAAAUCUCUCCUUCAAACAGAAAGACGGACAGAUCACUUUAAUAGCAACCCUUCUAUACACCUUUCUUUGGGCAGGGGGGUUUGGGGGGGGAUUAUACUGUAUUUAUUUGUUGUCAGUUUUGUUUGUUUAUCAAUGAAACAUUUGGAACAUGUUGGUUACUGCUGAUUUCGAUUCGAAAGCAUUGUGGAUCAGUAAUCCAGCUUUCCAAAGUGAGUUGUUACUUGAAGUCUGUACAAUGUGUAAUGCAUUUAGCAGAAUCAUAGUCAGUGGAGCAAACAUCAUUAUUUUAAUUGACAGAUGAACUAUAAGAAUGUGUUUUGAUUGGCAGUCAUGCCAGUGAUCAGAAUUUAAUUUAAUACCCUCAACUAAUUAUACACAAUUCUUCUGAUGAUGGUUACUACACAUGUUGUCAAAAUGUUGGUCACUGUCAACAAAAACACUCACCUGGAUGAUCAUAUUCCACCUACUUCUUAACAAUGAAAUGGAGGCACCCUUUGAUUUUCUAAAAUGUAUGUUUCUAAAUAUCUACAUGCAUAGGUGAUAACAGCCAGCCCUCAGAAUCAAACAUGAAUGCCACCACAGCAGCUGCCCGGGUAAACAGAAAACAAACUCGAGCUGAGGUUGAUGGUCAGAUUCAGAAAAGCAUUCCAAUGUACUUACAAGCAGCUCUCUGCCAAUGUUUUGAAAGGGUGAGCCAUGCCUUGAGAUGGGGCUAUGUUUCUCUACGAGAUGAUCCUGUGACAGGCAAUGAGCGACUGUUUUUAAAAGUUGGCAGUUCCAGAGCCUAUCAAGACUAUGAUCAAGAACAGGGAGAGCAUCCAUUGCAACCAGGGGCAGUGAGAUUGAACAAAUUCUUUACAAAAUAUGGGCUCUCAGAGGCAAAAAAGGCUCAUUCACUAUUAGACAAAUGUAUGUACGCGGCUUUACUUUUUGUAGCCAUAGCAAUGGUGAUCUUGGGAAAGCUAUGCUCAAAUCACUCAGAAGAUUCCAGAGCUUUAAUUGGUGUUAUCGGUGGUCUUAUAUGUUGUAUUAUAUUAAACACUCUUGAGAAAAACAGGGCUCUCCCUUUGAAAAAUAACAGAGGGAGAGAAGCAGUGACUGGAAACAUGUCUGCUCUUCGCAGGCUACUCAGCGGGUGACUACGAUAAAACUCUCUCCUCUGCAGAGGCCUCUUUGUGUUGUGGGGAGGCUGGGGAGAAAGAAAAAGAGAGCAUGCGGGGAAUGAUGGGAAGGGAGAAGAGAGGCCUCUACCAUAUAAUGUGCAGUUCUCUGACCAGAUUUGCGGUUCUGUGGUUUUGGCCACACCAGCCGACUAUUUUGAUGUUUUUGAACGCUGUUGUGAAGAUAAUAGUAUAAAGGGUAGUAUACGCAAUCUGAUGGGGUUUCAAUUCUGUUUCACGGAUUUUUUACAAUUCAUGUUUUUGGAGCUGUCGUCCACCGUCUUGGAUAAUCAUGUUCAGAGUUGUCAACUGUAGUUCUCUCCAUUUAAGGGUCGAAAACUAAGGUGAGGCCCAAUUCCAGUGAAUUACUCAUAUUUCAAAACAAUAUUAGUCUGUAGCUGCAAGGAAGCCUUUCUUUGAUUUCCAAGUCCAAGCUUGGAAGCAUCGAACAAAGCCGGGGGACUUUGAACAGUAAUAAUUUAGACUUUGAAUUCACCUUGAUUUUAAGGAUGUACUGUAGGCUUAUAUACGUACUAUGUAGACGUUUAUCGUUAAGAUCACCUUAAUAGUUUGGAAAACUACACUCAAAUCAGGUAUUUUUGUCUCCAAGACCAGGGUUGCUGAAAUGAGAAAAGAUUCAAAUAAAAAAAAUUCAAUGUCAGCACUGACUGUAUAAAACACCAAACAGAAUUUCAGAGUACUGAUUAACAGCAUUUUCUUAGUUUUGAACGUACCAAGUCAGCGUUUAGUUGAGCUAUUUGAAUGUAGCCCCCUAAUCUCUGUUAAGAUGCUUGUGGUGAUAAUAUCGUGUGAUUUUUAUGGUAGAGGUCAUGAUAGUUCCUGAACGAGUUACAGUCUUCAUGUGAUUUACUCAACCCUUAUUUUACUGAUGGAGACAUUUAAUUUUAUUUUAUCACUUGUGAGUCUGUGGACAAGUCAAGAUCGUACAUUAUGAUGUUAUUAUUAAAAUAUAACUUCUUCAGUGUUUUUUAAAUUGAAAUUUACCAUUUGCCUUGAUUUUGAAGUGAGGUGCUUUUGGGCCUCAGGGAAACAAUUAUCCAACCUAACACACUGAGG